UUAAGAUGGCGGCCCCCAGCUCUUCCCGCCCUUUUUUCCGCCGCGGCGGCCGGAAGUUGCCUCAGGGCGUUUCCGGUUCCCUCCCGCCGCUCCCUCACGAAAUGGCGGCGGCCGAGGAGUUCCUCGCCUUCAACCCCGCGGGCCGCGCCGGCCCCGCCGCCGCCUCCCGGCGCCGCUGCCGCGGGCCCCGCAACCGCAAGAAGGGCUGGAAGCGCUGGAGCGGCCCCGAGGCGCGGCUGGGCCGCGAAAUCGGCGAUUUCCUGGAGGAUGUGGGGCUGCAGGAGCGGGCGGCGGGGGGCCUGAUCUCGGAGCAGCCCAACGAGGACCUUUUCUUCCUGGACACUGGCAGCGCCCCCAAAAGCCAGCCCCUGAAGAAGAAGAAGCCCCCCAAGAAGCCCCCCCAGAAGCCCCUGCACGUGGACCUGGUGCUGCAGCCGCUCUCCAAGGAGCUGCUGCUGCGGGCGCUGGAGGUGGAGACGAGGAGGAGGAGGGAGGAGGAGAAGGUGGAGAGGAGGCUGAAGGUCACCGAGGAGCCGCCCUCGCAGGUGAACCCCCAAGUUCAGGUGAACCCCAUUCAGUGGCUGAACCCCGAAUCGGGGCGCGCCCGCUGCCCGCUGCCCGCUGCCCGCAGGUUCCGGCGCCGGUUCCGGGUGAAGCUGGUGGAGAAGCGAAGCUUCCGCGCCAUCACGUGA
Messenger RNA from Lonchura striata (white-rumped munia), 692 nucleotides. The record is from RefSeq and is a predicted model, not a curated record. NCBI's taxonomy places the organism in Eukaryota, Metazoa, Chordata, Aves, Passeriformes, Estrildidae.